This is a messenger RNA of Anolis carolinensis (green anole), 2141 nucleotides long. It is a transcript of the gene mthfd2l, whose product is annotated as methylenetetrahydrofolate dehydrogenase (NADP+ dependent) 2 like. Gene Ontology annotation, cellular component: mitochondrion. The coding region runs from base 142 to 1164 and encodes 340 amino acids. Gene Ontology annotation, biological process: tetrahydrofolate interconversion. The transcript is spliced from 8 exons. The record is from RefSeq and is a predicted model, not a curated record. NCBI's taxonomy places the organism in Eukaryota, Metazoa, Chordata, Lepidosauria, Squamata, Anolidae. Gene Ontology annotation, molecular function: methylenetetrahydrofolate dehydrogenase (NAD+) activity; methylenetetrahydrofolate dehydrogenase (NADP+) activity; methenyltetrahydrofolate cyclohydrolase activity.
CCCGGGGGCGCGCAUCCCUCCAUUCCUGCGAGGAAGGCUGCUGCUAAGGGAGGCGCAGGAAGGAGGCGGAGGCAGCCAGGCAGCCAGGCAGCCCGCCCGCCUGCCUGCUUUGGGGAAGGGAGAUCCUCUUUGAUCCCGGCCAUGGCGGCGAGGGGGGUCCCCGGGCAUCUCCUUCGGCUGCUGCUGCCCAGGAGGAGGAGGAGGGAGGGCGCCUUCCUCCCCGCGGGGCCCGGGGCCUGGUCUCGCAGCCGCAGCAGCGCCAGCUCUGAAGCAACUAUUAUCUCAGGGAGAAAGCUGGCUGCCCAGGUCUGUGCAGAGAUACAAAGGGACUUAGAAGCUUGGCUUGCCCUCGGAAAGAAAAGACCUCAUCUCACAGUAGUGGUCGUAGGAGACAACCCAGCCAGUCACACCUAUGUAAGAAAUAAAGUAAAAGCAGCAGCAGCUGUAGGCUUUUCUAGUGAAAUAAUACUGAAGCCUAAAAAUAUUUCUCAGGAAGAGCUUUUAGAUCUAACUGCCAAAUUAAACAAGGAUUCAAGAGUCAGUGGCAUAUUAGUCCAGUUACCUCUGCCAGAACACAUUGAUGAAAGGACUGUGUGCAACACAGUUGCCCCUGAAAAAGAUGUGGAUGGAUUCCAUAUUUUCAACAUUGGCCGACUGUGUCUUGACCAGCCUUCUGUUAUACCUGCCACUGCUGCUGCUGUUUGGGAAAUAAUAAAGAGGACAGGUAUACCAACAUUUGGAAGAAAUGUUGUCGUAGCUGGAAGAUCAAAGAAUGUUGGAAUGCCAAUUUCAAUGCUUUUGCAUACUGAUGGAGAACAUGAAAGGCCUGGAGGUGAUGCUACAGUGACGAUUACUCACAGGUAUACACCAAAAGAUCAGCUGAAGAUCCAUACGCAACUUGCUGAUAUUAUCAUUGUUGCAGCAGGUAUUCCAAAGCUGAUUACUUCUGAUAUGGUUAAAGAAGGAGCAGCAGUGAUUGAUGUUGGUAUCAACCACAUCCAAGAUCCUGUCACGGGAAAGACCAAGUUAGUUGGGGAUGUGGACUUUGAAGAGGUAAAGAAGAAAGUGGGUUUCAUCACCCCUGUGCCAGGAGGGGUAGGACCAAUGACAGUUGCCAUGCUCCUGAAGAAUACAUUCAUUGCUGCAAAGAAGCUUAGUCACUAAAAUUUAGAUUCAAGUAAUUCUAUUUAUAGAUACAUAAACAUUAUUUUUAUUACAGAUAUAUUUAUUUCUAAAUUAAAUUGUAUUUAUUUAUUUAUGUAAGUAUAUUGUUUACAAAAUGUUACAAAAAUAUAUUACUUACACUGCAAAACAUGCACCUGUUGACUUUAUGUAUGAAUUGGUGUGAUUUCCCAAUUGAUCCAAAGCAAAUUUGAGUUGUGACGUUUUUGUAAAAUGUCCUUUGUUAGCAGGAGCUGUCUUCCAAAAGAAAGCAACAUGUACAUCUGUGUUUCCAUUGCGUGAUGUCACUGUAGUGUAUGAUAAUAAAGGGCUCAUACUUUAAUAACCUUAUGCACAAAGAGGGAAUACCUCAACCAUGCACUCAGAAACUCAUUGUGGGAUGUGCUUGCUAAAAUGAAUCUGAAAAAAUGAUUUUGAUGAUUGAACAUGUUUGAAGAUAACACAAAUGAAGUAAACUGCAUGUAAACUGUAGCAUGCUCUGUAUUUUCUAAUUGCUUUGUUUCUGACUGAAAUGUGUACUAAUGUUAGGAUGGCUGCACAUCAUAGCACUUGAUGUCUACCUCUAGCUUUGCUUUCACAUCUGAAGAAAAGACGUGAGUCACAUUCUCGUUUCCAAAAAUGAAUUGAUAGGAAAACGUUCAAACAUAAUUGGACAUAUAUUUAGGGUUAUAAGCCUUUAGAAGGAUUUGAAAAGUUUGUGGUCAACAUUUCUAUGCAAGUGCAAUGUAAUGUCUAAGCAUAUUACCCAAGUAAAAAACUACUGAUGAAAAAAUCUACUUAUAUUUUUGGUUCAUCCAUUAUGAAAACUUAUCAACAUAUCUUUAUCCCAACCAUAGGGACUUAAUAUAGCAUCUUAUCGGUAUUUGUUGCUAUAAUUUCAUAUAAACAUGCUUGUAUGAACCCAAAUCAUAAGACUUUCUUCAAAUAAAAACUCAACAAUAAAAUACUGAUAAAAUUUA